AUGACCGCGCGCGUGUUGUGCGCGCGCGCGUCCGGUGGCGAACCGCGGUCGACGCGCGGCGCUCGUCGCGGGGAGAACGUGAAGAGGGAUGCGUGGGCUGACGCAGUCAAAAAGGUGCUCGACACGUCGCGACGGAGCGACCCCGCGCGCGCGCUGGUGAAUCCCGCGCUCGGAGACGUCGCCGUUGUGUUUUGCUCGCCGAAGAUCGCGUCCAACGUCGGCGCGUUCGCCAGGAGCUGCGCCGCGUUCGAGUGCGUGGACUUGAGGUUGGUGACGCCGGCGUGCGACGCCGGGUCGCGCGCGGCGCUGAGCGCGGCGAAGGGAGCGCAAGGGUUGGUUCGAGUCGCUUCAUCGAGUGGCACGUUUGAUACGUUGGUGGAGGCGUUGGUGGGGUGCUCGAGCGCGGUGGCGUUUCACCCGUGGCCGAGCGGCGACGUCGAUGGCGCCGUUACGUUUGACGAUUUGGAGGCGCUCGCGGACGCGUUUCCGGGAGGCGACGUCGAGGGUGGGAAAUUAGCGUUGGUUUUCGGGAAUGAGGCCGAUGGGUUGACGAAAGAGGAGAUCGCCGCGUGCGAUGCGGUGUGCACAAUACCGAUGGGUCGGCUCGUGGAGUCGCUUUCGGUGACGCACGCGGGCGUAAUCGCCUUGUCUCGAUAUUACGAACGACGCGUGCGCGCGGGCGUCGUAGAAAAUAGGUAG
Messenger RNA from Ostreococcus tauri, 699 nucleotides. Its product is annotated as tRNA/rRNA methyltransferase, SpoU. Gene Ontology annotation, molecular function: RNA binding. Gene Ontology annotation, biological process: tRNA nucleoside ribose methylation. The transcript has a single exon. Gene Ontology annotation, cellular component: cytosol. NCBI's taxonomy places the organism in Eukaryota, Viridiplantae, Chlorophyta, Mamiellophyceae, Mamiellales, Bathycoccaceae. The coding region runs from base 1 to 699 and encodes 232 amino acids. The record is from RefSeq and is a predicted model, not a curated record.